UGCACUUUGCAGUAAGUUGCAGGCGGCUGUUGCUGGCGUGGCGGUCGCUGGUCACGGGGAACUUCAACACGCUGGAUCCCAAAGUCCGUCUCUGUUACCCGCGCAGUUCGGAGCUGCCAUGGACCUUUCACCUGGAUUUGCCAUUUUAAUAAUGUUGCCGGUCUUUCUGCAAACGAGCGGUCUCUAUAUCUCCAGUAGCAUAGAUUCCCUGCAGCACAAGCUUGGGGACUAUGGACUGGUGAGGCCCAUGCUCACGGACGCGGAAGGCCGAUUCCUCUCGCACGCCGUCUCAGUCGGCCAGGUGAGCGAUCGGCAGUUCCGUAGGCGCUGGCGUAGAGAGGCGGGGUCAUACGGUGACGGUGGCGAUGACCCCCAGGACGAUGACCCCCAGACGACCCGGGAACAACAACCACAACAACAUGCGACCAGUGACAGCACCAGCAGCAACAGCAGCAGCACCAGCAGCGGAACCAGCAACAGCCAUAGCACCAGCCACAGCAGCAGCAGUACUCUCCACGAGCGACUAUACUACAAUGUCACCAUCUUCGGCCGGGAAAUGCACCUUCGGUUGAGGCUCAACUCAAGACUGGUGGCCCCCGGAGCCAAGAUGGAGUGGCAUAGCAGCGCUGGAGAAGGAGGGAGGGAGGAGGGGAGGAGAGGAGGAGGAGGAGGGCAGCCGACGGGACAUACGGUGUAUUCGGAGCCCCUGUACACCGGCUGCCUGUACGUGGGGGAGGUCCUCGGCACGCACGGGGCUGCUGUGGCCAUAAGCAACUGCGACGGCCUGGCGGGAAUGAUCCGGACGGAGCAUGAGGAGUUCUUUAUCGAGCCGCUGGAGAAAGGGAGGCACAUCAUUCAGCGGGAGCAGGAGGGGGGCGGUCGGGAGCACAUCGUGUACCGCACCUCAGCCCUAAAGAAGCCUCACGUCAGCCCACGGUCCGCCGCCACCGCCGCAGACGACUACCGCGCUCGAGGCGCUGCUCUGGACGGCCUGAUGGACCUGGAGGCCAUAUACCGCGGCGUGGAGCAGCACGCCAACCAGAGCCGCAGCCGGAGGCAGCGCAGGCAGGCCCAGGGCCACCAGGGGGACUACAACAUCGAGGUCAUGCUGGGGGUCGACAACUCGGUGCAGGAGUUCCAUGGAGGCGAGCACGUGCAGAUGUACCUGCUCACCCUCAUGAACAUCGUGAAUGAGAUCUACCAUGACGACUCUCUGGGGGCCCGGAUCAAUGUGGUGCUGAUUCGAAUCGUCGCGAUCAACGCCACCACGUCUGCCAGGCUGAUUGUGACAGGCAACCCCGCGUCCAGCCUGCAGAACGUGUGUCGCUGGGCCUGGGAGCAGCAGAAGGGCAGUGUGGACGACAAACAUCACCACGACCACGCCAUAUUCCUCACACGACAGGAGUUCGGACCCACCGGCAUGCAAGGUUAUGCCCCUGUGACGGGGAUGUGCCACCCGGUGCGGAGCUGUACUCUGAACCACGAGGACGGCUUCUCAUCUGCAUUCGUGGUGGCGCACGAAACUGGACAUGUCCUGGGCAUGGAGCAUGAUGGCCAGGGUAACAGGUGUGGUGACGACGUGCCCCUUGGCAGCAUCAUGGCUCCUCUGGUGCAGGCUGCCUUCCACCGCUUCCAGUGGUCCCGCUGCAGCAAGCACGAGCUCAACAGAUACCUCCACUCCUACGACUGUCUCCGCGAUGACCCCUUCAACCAUGACUGGCCGCCCCUCCCCUCGCUGCCCGGUCUCCACUACUCCAUGAACGAGCAGUGCCGCUUCGACUUCGGGGCCGGAUACAUGAUGUGCACGGCGUACCGACCAUUUGACCCGUGCAAGCAGCUAUGGUGCAGCCAUCCUGACAACCCUUUCUUCUGCAAAACCAAGAAGGGCCCGCCCAUCGAUGGGACUACGUGUGGAGAUGGCAUGCACUGUUUUAAGGGCCACUGUAUGCAGCUGAGUAUCGAGCUGACGCGUCAGAAUGGCCACUGGGGCGCCUGGAGUCCAUGGGGCCAGUGCACACACACCUGCGGGGGAGGGGUGCGCUUCCGCACGCGAGACUGCAACAAUCCUCCCCCUGUCAAUGGGGGCCGCACGUGCCUGGGCCCCACCAACCAGUUUGAGCUGUGUCAGUUCGAGAGGGAGUGCCAGAGCUACCAGGACUCCCGGGAGAAGCAGUGCCAACAGCACAGCCGCACCAAGAACCACUGGUUGCCUUACGAACACAUAGACCCGAAGCAGCGUUGUCAGCUGCACUGCCAGUCCAAGGAGUCUCGUCGCGUGAUGCUGAUGGCAAACACGGUGGAGGAUGGCACACGCUGCUCUUAUAAGGACCCCUACAGUAUGUGUGUGCGGGGCACCUGCGAGAAAGUGGGCUGUGAUGGAGUGCUGGGGUCCGCACAGCAAGAGGACUACUGCGGCGUUUGUGGAGGUGACAACUCCAGCUGCCAUACCGAGAAGGGCAAUGUCAACAAGGUCACGCGCCAAGGUUACCUGCGAGUGCUUCAUAUUCCAAGUGGGGCUCGACAUCUCCUCAUCACCAUCCCCAACGGAGCCCCACAUUCUUUAGUGGUGAAGAACACGGUCAACAGGCAGUUCUUCCUGAACGCAGACCAAAAGGUGCAGGAGUCCAUCUCGGUGAUCGAGAAGGGGGUGGAGUGGGAGUACGAGAAGGACAAGGACAAAGCCACACUUCAGGCCACCGGCCCUCUCAGACACGACAUAGAGAUCAUGAUCAACACUAAAGGUGCUCGCAACAUCACCCUGAGCUACAAGUACAUCGUGAAGAGGAAGGAGUCCCCCCCGGCCGCCAACGACAACGACCUCCCCCAGGAGGAGGUGGAGCCCUACGGCUGGGAGAUGGACGGCUGGUCCCUGUGCAGCAAGACCUGUGGACAAGGGAUGAGACAUCAACGUUAUACCUGCACGAGAACCACAGAUGGCGCAAGGGUGGAGGAGCGUUAUUGUGUGCACAUCAUGAGACCAUCGAUAGAGACGCAGUAUUGCAACGAGAACGACUGUCCAAUACCCAUCUGGGACGUGGGCGAGUGGGAGCCGUGCAGUGAGACGUGUGGGAAGCUGGGCUACCAGACGCGCCUGGUGGCCUGCUACCGGGUGCAGGAGGACGGCACCAGGCGCAAGAUACGCAACAAGUACUGCAACGACAACCGGCCGGACUCGCGCCAGCCCUGCAACAGGCACCCCUGCCCUCACUGGAAAGUGGGGCCGUGGUCUGAGUGUUCUGUCACAUGUGGUAGUGGGAGUCAGGAGCGCCAGGUGCAGUGUCGCAACCGUGGCGCCAUCAACGGGACCUGUAUGGAGGCCCACAAGCCAGCCCUGGUGCAGAAGUGCUUCAUGUCUCCCUGUCAGAGUUAUUUCCUGAUCCAGUGGCUGUCCAAGCCUAACUCGCGCGACCUGGCCCCAAGGCUCUCCUCAAAGUACAAAUGCUACAAAGACAGAUCAGUUUUCUGCAAAAUGGAAGUCCUGCAACAGUACUGCAACAUGCCUGGGUACCAGCGUCUGUGCUGCGUAUCUUGCGCGGCGAACAUCACUGCAUCUGCUAAACCUAAACCGAAGACACAACUUACCAAAACUACCACACCGCAAACGACAACCGCCCAUGUCAAGCCAACUCAUACCAAAAGCACCACACAAAGAACAACAACUGCCCAUGUCAACCCCAUAAAUACCAAAACUACCACAAAAAGAACAACAACUGUCAAGCCCACACAUACCAUUACUACCACAAAAAGAACAACAACUAUCAAGCCCACUAAAGCCAACACUACCACACAAAAAACGACAACUGUCAAGCCCACCAAAAACAAAACUACCACACAAAGAACGACAACUGUCAAGCCCACCAAAGCCAAAACUACCACACAAAGAACGACAACUGUCAAGCCCACCAAAGCCAAAACUACCACACAAAGAACAACAACUGUCAAGCUUACCAAAGCCAAAACUACCACACAAAGAACAACAACCGUCAAGCCCACUAAAGCCAAAACUACCACACAAAGAACAACAACAGUCAAGCCCACUAAAACCAAAACUACCACACGAAGAACAACAACAGUCAAGCCCACUAAAACCAAAACUACCACACGAAGAACAACAACAGUCAAGCCCACUAAAACCAAAACUACCACACGAAGAACAACAACAGCUCGUGUCAAGCCCACUCGUACUAAAAGUACCACUAAAAGAACGACAACUGUCAAGCCCCGCAAAGCCAAAAGUACCACACAGCGAACGACGACAGUGCGUGCCAAGCCCACCAAAGCCAAAAGUACCACACAGCGAACGACAACCGUCCCUGUCAAGCCUACCAGAGCCACCUGGCUGCAGCCAACCCAGAGCUCCAGGGCUGCCUCGUCUUUUACCACCAGUCAGAGCGACAAUGCUGUUACUACACUGGAGCAAGACAGUUGGGGAAACUACACAACCCAAAGCUACACAACACCGUUCACUUCUGUCCCUGAAGGCCCCUACACCAUGUCAUCCAAUAAUGAUACGUCCCACAAUAACAACUCGUUCAGUAAUGGCACAUCACAAAACAGCACAAUGGAUUAUGAGGGUACUGACUCUACGGGCACCUGGUUUGAUUAUACCCCUACAGAAGGUCCAACAGACACAAUGGACGACUCAAUGGUAACCAGCACAUUUUCUCCACCUCACAAUGCCACACUCGGCAUCACUGAGGAUGGAGAGGAGGACCACAUUGCCUUGACCACGUCUGAUUGGACUGGAGUGACUGCACAUACAGCUGAAAUGGUCAGCAUUCCAUCAACCCAUUCUGACCACACUGAAGAGAGCUUCACACUUUCCGACCGCACCAAAGCGGACGACUUCACACUUUCAGACCACACAGGAGACAUGAGCUUCAUGUCAACAUCACCAGUGCCAAUGACAACAUCAACAGCAGCAUUGAUGACAUCUUCUCCAACAGUGACAUCCGUCAGCUUCACCACCAAACCAGCCAGACAGCCUGAGGUGACAAGUGAAGGCAACGCCAUCAAAAUCCCCUUCCGGGUCAACAACGACAAUGGGCCUGUGAACAACGCCAUUUCCCAACGCAAUCGCCUCUUCUUACGCGACCGGACAAGGAACAAGCGUAUUCAACAGCUUCUGGAGGAGAGGCGGAACUUACUGCUCCGGUUAAAACGAGAGCAAGCAACUGCCUGACCGCCAUCCAGCUGACAUUUGAGCUGUCAACUGCACAAUCCCCUUGCCCUUUGCCCCUACCCUACCCAACCUCCAGGUCAUGUUAUUCAAAGAGUCUAGUUCCUAUGGAACUGGACUUUUUUGGAGCUUGGAAGGCAUUCAUCAUUCACAGACCUUAAGUUACAUGGUUGAUGUGGCAUGGAAUACCAGCAAAAAGUUCUGCUUUUCCAGACCACUCCCUCCACUUUUCCAAAUCCUUCAAAGGAGUUGUGUCUGAUGUUGAGUGGAGAAGGUAGUGGUCAGGAGAAGUAUAACUAUGGGUACUUGAAACACCUUGACAUGUGUCUCCUUUGUCAAGUGGAGAAGGGAGAGGUUUGGAGAUGUAUGACUCCAAGGUAUUCACUGUUACAUCAACCAGACAAUUGGUCACAUUGUUCGGAUGAGGAGCAAGAUGUAUUUUGAGCACCAAGAACAAGUCCAGUUGCUUACAACUCUUUGGAUAAUUUACCCUACCCUACCUUACUCUACCCAUUCCCCAACCUUCAGCAAUCUCAUUGCUGGUCUUGGUACGUGGUAUGCGAAGACGAUACAAAUAUGGUACUUGUGCGUCCUCGAGCAUAAGGACUUGAGAGGAUGGUGAACUGAACUUUUUGUAAAUCAAGGAACCACUGGCAAAUGUUUGCACAGUUGCUUUGAAUUGGGGAAAAAAACUUUAUCUUAGUCAGUUGUUCCCUCUCUUCACACUUGACUUUCAAUUCAUUAUGUUUUUGUACAUUUUAGACAUGUUCAUGUUUGACUCAUGACAUGAUCACAGUUUUAUCAAUAUCCACAAAAUUCAGAAUACCCCAAACAAUUAAGGAACCCAUGUUUCAUUUGAUGCUUCCAUCUCAUCUGAAGUUUUAUUUAUUCAGGUGUAAUUGGUUUUUAUGUGUCUUCUUGUGUUUGUCAAAACCCUUUUAUGUAAUUCAGAUUAGGCGAGUUGUAUCUUUAUAAACGCUAACUGCCAUUGUAUAAAUUUAACAUUUUAAGUUUAGCAACUGCAGCUCAUUCUAAACCCUUAUCAUGCUUGGAGCAAGCAUCGCCAUAGACUGCAGUCAUUUUUAUCAACCCGAUAAAUUCAAGAUGAAUCCAACUCCAAUGGACGCAACACCUUUUGCCCUUUUAAGCUAUUGUGCUUUCAGCUCGUCUUUGCGUCCUGGUCUCUUUGAUCACAGUCAUUCCUAGCUCUUAACAUCGCAAAAAGUCGAUAGCCCUGAAAAAAGAUACCAUAAGCAUUCUGUACACUGUAAAUAAAUUCAAUGUUCCCCAAAGUUCCACAGUUUGUCAUAGUGAGGGGAAUUCCUUGAUGCAGUAACAGCACUUUUUAUCAGGGUCAUUGUUGUUAACUUUUACGCGUAAUUGUGUGUAGAGGCUGAGAGUUGUCAGGCUGACAGUUUGAGACCUGGGAACUUUUCAAGGACUGGCUGAAACAGUGGCCUGGUUGGUCUAAAAACAGUCUCUGCUCUCAGUGACUAAAGUCCAUAACAGACUUCAAGUGGAAGAGAGCUGUGAGAGAGUCAGUGUAUUGGGUCGACCAAGAGACAUACAGGUACAAAAUAAAAAAUCAUAAUCUUCUGCUGUAGGGCUAAUACCAGAAAAUGGACAUUAAUGUAAAAUCUUAAGGGUAUUAAAUGGUAUCAGGGUUUGUGAAGCAUUCUUGCUUAGUGCUGAUGAUGAUGAUUAUGAUAAUGAUUAUCAGAUUUUCACAUUAAAACUUUAUACCGUAAUUCUGAAUCCAUUAUCCACACUGAUAUUCACACUCUGUGAUCAUUGUGAGUUAGUUAUGUUAUUAUUUGUAGUGAGUAUGCAGUGCGUUAUACACCAAGUUUGUAUUGCCACAGAAGCCUGUGAAAUCUGUGCAAAAUAUAGUACAAUGCUCUCUGGAUACAAUAUGUCAUGUGUGCAUGCUACAUUUACUUGGUCUGUUUAGAUCAUUUCGGCGACAUCAAGCCCAGAGAAUUUAAAAAAAUCAUGCCCAAAAGUCAGUGGUUUGGUCGUUACAGGUUCACUCCAUUUUGAUAGCCUUUCUGGCCCCGUGGAGUUUCUGGAGAUGUGACUGGUGCUAUUGUUAAAUGCUGUGUGUUGUCAGCUGCGGGUGUUUAUAAAUGUGCUGGAUUAAAUGUGGCUUUCUUUGACUGUUUGAUGGUCCUUACAAACUUUGAGGGAGUUUCUUGUAGUUUUUCUUGCUUUUUUGUUGUUGUUUGUUUGUACGUUUGUUUGUUUUUGUUCAAUUCUACUCAUUCAGGGACGGGGGACAUGCCACAGUCUGGGGUAACAUUCAUAAAUUCUAUUUUGUUUUUGUAAUGUUAUUUUUUAUGAUGAUUUUCUGUCAAUAGCUUCACAUCUUUGAUACUCACAUUGCACCUUAAGUACAUUGUCCCCAAAAUGGAAAUCAACAAUACAGAAAGUAAAAGAAUCGUGCCUUGCAUUUAUUUUCAUGUUGGUGGCAAUAUAUUUUUGAUGAGAUUGUUAUAUUUCAUAUUCUAAAUAAUAUUUUUAAAGCAAGAACAAAAAAUAAAAAAAACAUUAUUGUAUUCUAUGCAUCUCAUAGACGCAUUAAGGAAGAGUUAUUUCAGUCUCAUUACUGGGCAUUUUUUUCAUGAUUGCCAAAACACUAUUUGUUGUACAGCACAGAUAUAUGUACAUAUGAAUGACUUUGGAGUAUUUAUUGAAGAUUAUUAAAGUUUUCAUACACAUAUCAACUUGCAGAGGAAAA
Engraulis encrasicolus (European anchovy) is the source of this 7916-nucleotide messenger RNA. RefSeq names its product A disintegrin and metalloproteinase with thrombospondin motifs 2-like. Gene Ontology annotation, biological process: extracellular matrix organization; proteolysis. Gene Ontology annotation, cellular component: extracellular matrix. Lineage: Eukaryota; Metazoa; Chordata; Actinopteri; Clupeiformes; Engraulidae. Gene Ontology annotation, molecular function: metalloendopeptidase activity. The record is from RefSeq and is a predicted model, not a curated record. The transcript has 22 exons. The coding region runs from base 119 to 5182 and encodes 1687 amino acids.